This is a messenger RNA of Gavialis gangeticus (Gharial), 1435 nucleotides long. RefSeq names its product radial spoke 3 homolog (gene RSPH3). The transcript has 8 exons. Gene Ontology annotation, cellular component: cilium. The coding region runs from base 65 to 1180 and encodes 371 amino acids. Lineage: Eukaryota; Metazoa; Chordata; Crocodylia; Gavialidae. The record is from RefSeq and is a predicted model, not a curated record.
CCGUUGCCGCGGCAACGCCGGCCCCGGCCUUGUUCUCCCGCCCCCGCGUUGCAAAGCUGCCGGCAUGGCCUCGGCGCAGCCCGCCCGCACCUACAGCUACUUCAGCCAGCCCCGCGCCCUGCCCGCGCGCCGCGCCUACCGCGGGCCCGCCGAGCAGCCCGAGGAGCCGCGGCGCUAUGCCAACCUCAUGUACGACCGGCGCGUGGUGCGGGGCAGCACCUACGCCUUGCCCCAGCUGCCCUGGGGUCCUCAGCCAGAUCCUCUUGAAGUCCAAAGGCAGGAAGAGGAACGCAGAAAAGCACGUGCCAGAAAGCGGGCAAAGGAGCAUCUGCAGACAAGAACUCCUGAGCCUGUAGAAGGCAGAAAGCACAUUGAUGUGCAAACAGAGUUAUAUUUGGAAGAGCUUGGUGACCGCAUAAUAGAAGUUGAUGUGGAGUGUCAAACAGAUGCAUUUCUGGACAGGCCGCCUACUCCACUCUUCAUUCCAGCUAAGACAGGGAGAGAUGCUGCUACACAGAUACAAGAAGGAGAGCUGUUUGACUUUGACAUUGAAGUCAAACCAAUGCUGGAAGUUUUGGUUGGAAAAACCAUUGAACAAGCUUUGCUGGAAGUGAUGGAAGAAGAGGAGUUGGCCAAUCUGCGGGCACAUCAGUACGCAUUUGAGGAACUGCGGAAUGCAGAGCUUGCUGAAGUACAACGCCUUGAAGAACAGGAGCGGCGCCACAGAGAGGAAAAGGAACGUCGCAAACGCCAGCAGGUACAAGUGCUUCAAAAGCAGAAGGAGACUUCAGAGAAAAUCGCAGCUCGGGCUUUUGCACAAUGUUACCUGGCUGAUCUCAUUCCUUCAGUUUUCAGCAGCCUUCGUGAGAGUGGAUAUUUCUAUGAUCCUGUAGAAAGAGAUAUUGAGAUGGAUUUCCUUCCAUGGUUGAUGAAAGAAGUAGAAAAGACAUUGGAGAAGAAGAUUUUGGGAAGAACAAUGCUUGAUUCCUUGAUUCGUGUGGUGGUUGAAAAGAGGUUGGAUGCAUUUGAUCAGGCAAACACUUCACAAGCAAAAGUUUCUGGACACACAGAAGUUUUUGGUCAGGCAGAUCAAGCAUCUAGUCAGGUAUCAUCAAGUCAAACCUCUGUUCAGCUAAACAUGUCACAUCAAACAGAGACUUGGGAGCCUGAAACCAAGUGAUGACCAAACCAAACAUCCGGUAAUCAGGUAUUGACAAAUAAACCAUGGAUCUCAGCAAAGAAAGAGGUAUUAAGGGCUACCUGUAGAUAUUGCCUUGUCAAAGAUACCAAAUAAGUACAGAGGUGUAGCAAGGUCAGUGAGCGCCCAGGGUGCGGGGAGAGAGGGUGAGCAUAUGACAACCACUGGAGACUUGGAGAGGGGAGCAGGGUGUGGAUAAAUGGAAGGGAAGUUUUACUUGCCUGUGCUACUGCUGCC